Messenger RNA from Lactuca sativa (garden lettuce), 1270 nucleotides. It is a transcript of the gene PGL1, whose product is annotated as 6-phosphogluconolactonase 1. Gene Ontology annotation, biological process: pentose-phosphate shunt; carbohydrate metabolic process. Gene Ontology annotation, molecular function: 6-phosphogluconolactonase activity. The record is from RefSeq and is a predicted model, not a curated record. NCBI's taxonomy places the organism in Eukaryota, Viridiplantae, Streptophyta, Magnoliopsida, Asterales, Asteraceae.
UUAUUUGUUUUUCUUUUUAAUAAUUAAUUAUUUCUUCAAGGGGUUGGUCCCAAUGACUCCAUGUUACGACAUCUUGAUUGUAUUUUAUUCAAGUUUUAUACAAAUCAGUAAAAAUGUAAGCAAAGCAUCAAGAUCAGAGUCAAUAGUUUGUAUCUAUCGUCACUGUGUGUUUGUGUGUGUAAUAAGUGUGAGUUUUUUUAUAUAUAUUCAUACCCAACUUCCACUUUAAUCAUCUUCUUCCUUCUUUUGCCACGCAUCCCCCCUUUCUUUUUCUUAUUUACAUUAAAUUGAAAUAUGGAAUCGAAAAAAGACAGGGGUGAAGUGAGGAUUCAUGAAAAUUUAGAUGAACUUAGCACAGAUUUGGCUGAUUACGUGGCAGAAUUAUCAGAGGCAUCUGUGAAAGAACGUGGCGUUUUCGCCAUUGCUUUAUCUGGAGGUUCUCUCAUUAGCUUAAUGAGGAAUCUAUGUGGAGCUCCUUAUAACAAAACCGUAGAUUGGUCUAAAUGGUAUAUAUUUUGGGCCGAUGAACGUGUGGUUGCCAAAAAUCAUGUCGAUAGUAACUAUAAACUUGCGAAAGAUCAUCUUUUGUCUAAGUUACCUAUUGUUCCGAGCCAUGUACAUUCCAUCAAUGAUUCCCUCACAGCGGAAGAAGCUGCAACCGAAUACGAGUUUGUAAUCAGACAACUUGUGAGGACACGUGUCAUCAAUGUGUCUGAAGUCAGCGACUGCCCGAAGUUUGACCUAAUCCUACUUGGCAUGGGCCCAGAUGGACACGUGGCGUCUUUGUUCCCUAACCAUUCGGUUCUUGAAGAAAAAAACGAGUGGGUGACAUUCAUCACCACUUCACCUAAACCUCCGCCCGAAAGAAUCACCUUCACACUGCCCGUUAUCAACUCUGCCGCCAAUGUGGUGGUGGUGGUGACAGGUGGCGGAAAGGCGGAAGCUGCCAGGCUGGCGAUAGAUGAUGUGGGACCCGAGUGUGAGGUGUUGCCAGCUAGGAUGAUUGAACCGGUUGUUGGGAAGUUGGUUUGGUUUUUGGAUAGCCAAGCGGGUUCAAAGCUUAAGAGCUUUUCUUAAUUUUCUAAGUAGAGAGGGUUAUGCUCUUAAUGUUAGUGGAGGGAUUCAUACCUGUUUUUGGAUAGUUUUUCAUUGUUUUUUGGGUACCCAUGUGGCAAAAACGUGAUUUACCCUUUUUUGGGGUUUUUUUCAUUUGCAAGAGGUGUUUGACAACUUUACCCUUGGAAUUACAUCUUUUGGACUCUUUUGUGCA